AUGAGAGCUGAUUACCUCACUGUUUCUACUUUGAUGAGCAAACGUGCGUUUUUUGUAUUUCAAGGCAGGUGGUGCGCGUUCCUGAUUGGUUUUGAUAGCUUCCACUUGUCUUCAAUCAGCCUUGUGGACAGUCUGCCUGCAGCCUUCCGUUGUUCUCAGUUAUGGCGUUUAUGGUUAUAUUUUCUUUUUAAUGUUGGAAUCACUCGUCUCUGCGUUUGCCUAACUCGAAAACAAAAGGAAGAACAUAAAAAUUCCCAAUUUUCCCACUACUUUGAUGUUGAUGUACGCGAAACUCUCAUCUAUGAGUAUUUGCUUCAUAAGGGAGUAACAAUACUUGGCUGUGAUUAUCCAUUAUUCAUGGUCAAAAUGGCAGCUAAUGCAGAAAUACAAAUGGCCGUCUGUAUCCACACCAAAGGAUUUGGGGUGAUUAGUCUUGAAAAUUGCAGAAUUGGAGAAAGUGAACGAGUUCCUCAAUGUUUGCAUCUGUGGUUCACCACUGGUUACAACGAAUUUUGGCCUUCACCUGCCAGCAAAGGUGAACAAUUACUAAUAGGAGUGAAAUUACAUAGAGGUGUUGAUUUGCACGAUCCUGAAGUUCACAUGAUGCUCACGUUGGUUCGAGUUAUUAAUUCUAUUUUAGAAUACAUACCUUGUGCUGCUAAUCACCUAAGUGUUGAUCCACCAUUGAACAUGAAAGCCAGCCCUACAGUGUCCUCCAUUACUAAAGUUACAAGUUGGACAGACAUGCUGGAGGAGGAAAGUCUUUGUGUUUGCAGUUGUGAGGUCGAUGUGAAUAAUUUCUCCUCCUUUACCACUUCCUCCUCUUCCCCUUCAUCCGACUCCAGCGGUGGAAGCAGUGAAGUCACUGAUAUGGAGGAAUGCACACUCUCCAGCGCACCAGCUCCUCUCCUCAGGCACACGUCCGUAAACAUCAACACUGGGACACAAAGGGUUAAAGAACCCUACAAAGUAGCCACACCUCCAGAAGAAUUUAAGCAGUUCAUGAGUUCUGGGAUAGUACCGGAAGAAUGGUUUAGAAAGUCUCGUAGAAUAGCAAACACAGGUCGUGUAAGAACUCAAUUGGCGGAAGUAAUAAAAAAAUUGGAUAUGUCAAUAGGAAGAUUGCGCGAAGCAUCUGCUAUCAAUGCUUUAACACCAGUGAAAGUAACGGGAAGAGGACCUAUUGAAGUAGAGGUGGAAUUGUAUCCGCUUAAGGGAAACGAUCACAGGAGCACUCAUGAAGGGGAUGCCCCUGAGAAAUUGAAUCGAUCACACUCUAAACUACCGUCAAAAGUAGUAGACUCACCAAGAGAUGCAAUUUCAGAGGUGUUGUUUUUAGCAGAUGAGAUAAAUUGCCCUACUUCAGAGCGAAAACAUGAUAAAAUAAGGAACCAGAAAGCUAUUUCGGCGAAGCAUUCCCCUGUCAAAAAGUAUGACCCACUUACUCCAAAAUGGGAAGAUUUAGAAGGGGGCAAGGUUGAAUGCCAUCAGGGUGAUAAGAAGCCAAUCCGCUCACUAAAGCCACAUAAAAUGCAUGAGGAAAAACAAUCGUUUGGCAUGACUGUAUCAUCAAACAGGAUGAAAUGCGUGGAGGAGUUAUGCGAAGAGUCUCCGUGUCCUUUUCAAAGGAGUGGUGGUUUAUCGACAAACGCAUGUGAAAACCAUGUGCCAAAUCCGACCUCAACACAUGCAACCGAAUUGGCAAGGGACUACGAAAUCGUUGUGCGGAAAAGUAGCCACGAACGGAAGAGAUAUUUUGUGUGUUUGAUGGAUGAAAUACAGGAGCGGAAUUUGAAGGGAUGUGUUGAAACGCCUUGUUUUGAGGACGCUAUGAAGGAGGAACUACCAAUCGAGAAACGAAGGGCCAAUUCAAAGUCUAUUUUGGACAGAAAUAGAGAGUUGCUCAAUUUACAUCGAAACUCAAUAGAAGUGGAAAAAAACUGUGAAGGUAAUACCUUAGGUAAAACUAAUGCUAUUCAUCAAAAAGGUUCAUUUGCAGACAUGGUCGCCACCUGCAUAGGAAAUUGCAUUGAAGAAAUGUCACAGACAAACCGUGAGUUCGUACAAAUUUCCCAGUCCAUAGAUCCACCGCAUGGAGAAUUACGUUUUAACUCCUCCUCCGAAACCAGCUUCGAUUCAUUCGAGGUGAUUACAGUACUGCAAACUUCUGAUGAUGUAUCAAGGUAUCCAAAUAAUGUGGUAAAGAAGUUACACUUUUGUAAACCAAAAGAUACGACAAAAGGUCAACUGAAAGAGCCCUCUUGUACACUCAUUGAAAUAAGUGAUGAUUCUGUGGCGUUUUUACCGGAAUUACCAAUAGAAAAUACUCGAGUUUUGCCUCCUGAUCUGAAGUACGUUCUAGGCGGUAGGGCCAAAAUCCAGACAGGCGAAUCAUGCGCUACGGAUGCCCUAAAGGUUUAUGAAAAUCCAACUCAAAUCCCUGAGUAUAUUAUUCGUGAUGAAAACAACGAUGCUGCUGAUGUACGAGGAUGGUAUCCAUCACUUUAUUCAAUCCCUAAUAUGGAAAAGCACCUGGUUGAGGCUUGCGCCGAAUUUUCGCAUGACUUGUGCGGAAUACAGGUCAAAGUAACGGAACCGCAAGGCGCGGAUGUUGUUACCCAGACACAUUUGGUCAAUGUAAUUGAACCAAACAAAUGUUUGCGAGUGCUGCAACCUUUUUGGAAUGUAACGGACAAAAGUUUUAAAAGUUUUGUCGACUCCUCCGAACACGAAAUGUAUCGAAGAUGCGCAAUGGAAACCCAGAUUUCACCCAGUUCUAAUGAGCUGUCAUGGCUUUUGCAGGAUGGUGACACGGUUAGAGAAGGGGCAAUCGAACUGUCACUUGAAAAGCAUUAUCAAAAUACGGCAACUACAUCAAACUUAACUGAUACGAGGCAGUUUGCUUCAAAGAAUAGUAAAAAUUCUCAAAAAGGACCUGAAUUUCCUUUCCAUUGUACAUCCCACGACAGCGAUGGUUUUGGUGAUGUCGAAGAGGGUUUAAGAGAAAAUGAGAAAUGUUUCACUAAAUCCUACCAAAUCUGUCAUGUUCUUGGCACUUCUUCCUCUGUUGACGGUGGUCAAACACAGGCAAAUGACAACGACAAGAGUGGUGAUUUUAAUGCUGCACAAUUAGAAUACACCGGAAAAAUACGACUUGUUAAUUCUACACUUGGUUAUAUGGUAACCCCACCAGAUCGACCGAGGGAAAAUGUUGAAAUCUUGGAGAAAGCUCUUGAAAAAAUCGAACGCCUAAAAGCACUCGAAGUCAAAAGGUGUAUAACCCUGCCGACUGCUCUUACGGUUUCGAGAAAUCUCAACAGGGUUUGUCAGAAGGUAUUAGCAAUCGAGGAAGAAGUCAUGGAAACGGUUGAUCGGUGGGACAAAACGCUUCAAAGGACUUCAAAGAUUGCUCUGCUUCCGUUGGUUAACAUACAUCCGAAACCGGAAAUUCGUACAAAUCAAAUAACAACAACUUUUGCCAAUGAAACAGUCGACAAUCUAUACUUUCUGAACUCAACUGCUUUGGUAAUGCCUCAAAAUACAUUUCAAAAAGAAGAGAAAUCAAUUGGAAAUAAACCACAAACAGUAUUUCCCGAAUCAGUUUGUAUCAUCCCAUUGCAGGGAACGCCAGGAUUUUUUAACAACUAUAAGCCAUUUCAUUGCUCACAGGAAAACCCUAGAAAUUUAUCAAAAAUAGAGGACAUAAUAAGCUCACCCUUUAUUUCCACUAACACACGGGAUGGAUUAACAGAGGGCACUGAAUCCGAAGAAACCAACCCAGUCGUGGUGGAUGACCCACCUGCUCAAAAUGCUGCUGAAACAUUAAAACAUCUAGACAGUUUGGAGAAUUAUUAUUUUGCACUAGAGCAUCUAAAUGCUGCGAAGAAAAGCGUGCAAAGACCAAACUGCGAAGGGAGUGAUUUCCUAUUGUGCUGGAGUUCUGCUCCACCGAUUUCUAGACUAAAUGGUUACCAUUUUAACUCGACAAAAAUUCCCCUAAGGAAUCAUUCAAAGCACCUUUUCCUUCCUCAUGGUAAGCACGUGAUGUCAAGACUCAAGGAAAGUCGGCCAUUUCCAUGUGGCACAUUCAAGAAUCCAUCAGGAGGAGGAGGAGGAGCGAGCAUCUGUGGUGAACGUGUGCGGCCGAUAGUUCUGAUGAGCGGUUUCAAACUAGAUGCUGACAGCAAAUACCCUGAACAGACCCACAAUACUUUUUAUAUUAAGGAAAAGGACAGAUCAAAUAACAGCAAACGUGAAACCGUCCCCACGAGUCAAUGGACGGAAAAGGGGACUGUGCGCAUUAAGACCCUAUCCACAAAGCAGGAGCCGAAAAUAAGACGUGACUGCAGAAAUCCACUAGAUUUGCUAAUUUUGGACACAAUUUCGAGUAUUUCAGAACAUAAUGCAAUGGACAGCAACGGAAAUGAAUCAUUUGACAUGCGACUGUUGUUUGAACGCAGGAGAUGCAAAAGGUCAACUUCUGUCUGGUGGAAGAAGUACAGAUCAAAUAAUUAA
Echinococcus granulosus is the source of this 4515-nucleotide messenger RNA. RefSeq lists its product as hypothetical. Bases 1 to 4515 code for a protein of 1504 amino acids. NCBI's taxonomy places the organism in Eukaryota, Metazoa, Platyhelminthes, Cestoda, Cyclophyllidea, Taeniidae. The record is from RefSeq and is a predicted model, not a curated record. The transcript is spliced from 6 exons.